Molecule: messenger RNA, 10316 nt
Organism: Oxyura jamaicensis (ruddy duck)
Lineage: Eukaryota; Metazoa; Chordata; Aves; Anseriformes; Anatidae
Gene: BOD1L1
Product: biorientation of chromosomes in cell division 1 like 1
Exons: 25
Coding region: 30-9047 (3005 amino acids)
Source: RefSeq, a predicted model, not a curated record
GCGGCGCGGCGGAGCCCGAGCUGGUCUCCAUGAUCGUCAGCCACCUCAAGAGCCAGGGGCUCUUCGACCAGUUCCGCCGCGACUGCCUGGCUGACGUGGACACCAAGCCCGCCUAUCAGAAUCUGAGGCAGCGCGUGGACAACUUCGUUUCCAACCACCUGGCCACGCACACCUGGAGCCCGCACCUCAACAAGAACCAGCUGAGGAAUAACAUCAGGCAGCAGGUGCUCAAGUCUGGAAUGUUGGAAUCUGGAAUUGACAGAAUUAUUUCUCAGGUUGUGGACCCAAAGAUCAACCAUACAUUCAGACCUCAGGUGGAAAAAGCUGUCCAUGAAUUUUUAGCUACACUGAAUCACAAAGAGGAGGCAGGCCCCAGUACAACUCAAAGUGAGGACAAAACAGAUGCUUCAGUUACAGUACAAGGUGUCUCUACUACAACUCCUAGUGGCAAUGUAGCUAGUGAUGCAAUGUCCAUUUUGGAAACAAUAACUUCUCUUAACCAAGAAGCAAGUGCUGCCAGGGCUUCAACAGAGAACUCAAAUUCCAAGAACAGUGACAAAGUUGCUAAAAGACUCUUAUCUCAGCACAGUGUUGAUGGUAGUGCUGAGAGAGAGAAAAACACAGAGGACUUGCAAGACAGAGAGAAAGCAACUUCUGAUGUUUCUGGAGAAGGAGCUGAAACGCUUGCAAAGUGUGAAGAUUCAAAUGAGCUUCCCAGCCAAAGUGAAGAAAUAAAAAAUUCAGCAAAGGAUACCAAUAGUUUGACUAAUACAAGUAAAGAAAUACAACAGGAAAGUGAAGAUCAAAAGAGUAAAUUAAUAGAUAAAUGUGACAAGAAACCAGACAGCAGUGAGAAAGGUGAAAGAAGAAAAGAAAAGAAAGAGAAACCUGACAAGAAGUCUGACCACUCAAAGAAAAGUGAUGAUACUACUAAGUCAAAAGAAGAAAAGCAAGGGAGAGAGUUGGAACCAGCAAAACAGCUAGUCCCAGAAAAAAAUAGCAAUAAACAUAAAACAGCUGACAGCACUAAAGAAGAACAUGUAUCAAUAGAUUCGGAUUUGGAUGUACUCAGUGACAUCACUGUCAGCUCUGUCCAUACCAGUGACCUUUCUUCCUUUGAAGAAGAGAGUGAAGAGGAAAAUGAAAUUUCUGACAGUACUGAAGAAGGGGAGAUCACAUCAGAUGAUGAAGAGGCGAAAAACAAUCAAAGUAAGACAAAGCCUCAUUCUAACGAGAUGAGUGACGGGAAAGCCAAGCCUGUUCGUCAUGCUUAUGUUCGAAAGCCUUUUUUGUACUCCAAAUACUUCAGUGACUCUGAUGAUGAGCGAACUGUAGAGCAACGCCGACAAUCCAUUGCCAAAGAAAAAGAAGAGAGACUCCUAAGAAGACAAAUCAACAGGGAGAGACUUGAAGAAAAACGUAAACAGAAAGCUGCAGAAAAAACGAAGUCCCUAAAAAGUGGAAGUCAGAAUGCUAAAGGAAAAAGUGGUUUGAACGUAGAAGAACCUUCAGCAAGAAGUCUCGAGACAAAAGCUACUGGUACCAGCAUUAAGGAUGUGCUUAAAGAACAGAAAUUCUUAGAAAAAAAAGUAGCCUUGAGCAGAAAAAGAAAAAGAGAUUCAAGGCAUGUUGAAGAUAGUUGGAAGAAGAAAUGUGAGCCAACUGAUGAGGAUUCUAAAGAAAUUCAAAAGACAAAUGAGACUUGUGAAAGAAAUUCUUCAAAAGAAUUAAAGCAUAAUCAUGGGAAAAGUGAAAUCUCUAAACCACUUAGAAGACUUUCAGAAUCGGUGCAUUCAACUGAGGAAAGCAAAAAUGAUUCUAAAGUGGAAAAAGAACAUAAAAGAAAAACCUCUACCUCUCUUCAGGCUGAAGGAACCCAGCAGGACAGUGAAACAAGGGAUCCAAAAAAACUGGAUAGAGCAGAAGUUAAUACUGAAGAACCACAGAAGCAGAAAACCACAUUAAAAAAUGAAAAGCACCCCAAGAAAGAUAGUGACACAGAAAUUCAACAUACAAGAAAUUCUGCCAGAAAAGAAGCCAAGUCUUACAGAGAUAAAAAUGAAAAGGAAAUAACUGCUGUAGAAGAUAAAGUUUCUUUAAAGCACAAACAUAAAGGAGACAAUGCUCAUAAGUCAGGUGAAGAUGUUGAACUCCAUUCUUCUGAGAGAAGUUUGAAAGGUGAGGAUGGUGCUCAGAAACAUAAUCAACAAAUAAAGGUUUCCACGGAUGACAAACCUGAAAGAAAAAGUAAACACCGAAGUGAACGGAAAAUAUCAGUGACUGGAAAAGAUGGAAAAAAUAUUUCUGAACAUACUUUAAAAACUGAAGAGUUGCUGCGUAAGGAAAAUAAAAAAGACAAGCAUUUCUCAACAGAAAAAUCAAGAGCAGAAUACAAGUCCAAAAGGUCACUGAGUGAUCCUAGGCCACAGAAGGAUUCCCUAAGUGCCUCAAAGCAACUUGCUUCUGCUUCACAAAAAAGGAGUGAAAGUUACUCAGAAGAUAAGCAUGAAAUAAAAUCAACUAAUUCUGAAUGUAAUUUGAAACAAGAAGAUGGCAUUCAUAAAGACAGACGAAGAUCUAAGAGCCUUGUAGAAGACAAAACUUUAAUAAAGUCUAAGUCAAAGAGUCAUAAUAAACAACUGAAAGCAUCUGAAACUGAAUUACAGGAAAAUUCAGCAAAACAAGAGACUAGUCAGAAACAGGACAAAGAUAAGAGUAUGGAAGAGAAUGAUUCAGAUAAGCAACACAAAUCUAAGAAUGAAAAUAAAGUUUUUGAGGAGAGUGGUGCUGAUACUGAAAAUGAAAGUGGCAUACAAUCAACUCAGGGAUCACAAAAAGACUUCAGUCACCGAGUUAAGUUACAUUCUGGAGAAAGAGGAUCUGUUAAAGAGAAAUGUAGAGGUGAUAAAGAUUUAAGUAACUCCAAACCAGAAAGAAGGUUCUCCGUUGAAGGUCACAAAAGCAGAAGCUUAAAGCACAGCAACAAGGAAAUGAAGAAGAAGGAUGAGUGUGUCAAAUUGGAGGAUAAAGAUGUUAAAGAAGUGGACAGUGGGCAUGAGAAAGUGUUGGGCAUCACAGUAGCAACGGAUAAAAAACAAAGUAAAAAGAUACCCUGUGAAAACAGAAAAGGCAAUGUGUCAAACCAAGAUUUGCUUGGAGAGGAAAAGCAGUCAGCUGGCACAACUGUAAGUAGCCAUACUCCAGCCCCUCAGAAGUCAAGUGUGAAUAGUGAUGGUGUGUAUUCUGGUCAUGAGGGAGAGAUGAUGGAACUUGAUGUGGAAGAAGCAAAAGUACAAGAAGCAUCUAAAAUUGAAGGAAAAAGCAUUCUAAAUGCACUCCAAGCUGCAGAUGCCAAGUACACACCAAAAGACAAAAAUGCUCUCCCUGUUUCAAGUAAGGAAUUAAAACACAGUGUGGCAGAUCUUGAAGCUUGUGAACCACAGGCUGCAGUUGAAAAAACUGUUAAACAAGAUAUCCCUAAUAAGCAAGUUGGUGCCUUAGACGCUUUGUCCAAACAAGUUUCCGUGGAUCAAGGACACAAUAAGCAAGGGGCUUAUAAAAUGAGUGCUGUGCAUGAAACAAGUCGUAAAAUCUCGCUGAACACAUCCAGUAAAGAUGAAACUUCAGAAGGCAGCAGAAAACCAAAGAAUUUUAAAGCUGUGAUAAAUUCUAAUUCAGAUAACGUUCCUUUAGCAGGUAAUUCUUCCAAAGAAGAUGCUGCUGAUGCAAAGUCCAUGGAUAUGGAUAUCUCAGAUUUUACAGAUUCCUUGGGUAGUAUGUCUAAAGAGGAAUGCCGUAAUUUAGAUGGAACUUCUUUAUCUGAAGGUGCUUUCAUUUUGAAGAAUGAUGCAGCACAGGUUGUAUACAUGGAACAACAAGAUAGUGCAAUGCUGAGUUCUGUCAUGAAAGAUGAUGAUGGCAACAACACUAUGACAAACAAUAUAGAAAAAGAUAACGAGGUACCACAGCCUGAUGAGCAGGCAAUGGAAGACAAUACAACUGGAUUACCUGUUAAAGGUUAUGACAAAUCAGCAAAGUUAAAAAGCACUCAAAGAAGUGAGUUGAAAAUAAAAGAGGAAAGUGUGGUGACUGAUGUGACUGAAGACUGUGGAGACGUAAAAACAAAAGGACAUCUCCUAAAAAAAAUAAAAAGAAAAGAAAGAGAGUGUUUGCAAACAGACCAUUCCACAAAGGGAGAGAGGAGCGCAAUGGUGGAUAACGUGAAAAAGAACGAGGUGCAUGAUGCUGAUGAUAUGAUACAAUCUUCCUCUGUGUUAGUGCCUAAAAGAGUUCCUGAAGAAACAGUCAAAGGCUCUGUUGUAGCCAUUAGGCAAGAAGGGAAUGGUGUGAUUGUCACAGAAGAUAAAAAUGAAAGCAAUGCAGUAGGUACCAGCGCAGGAAGCAGCAAACUUAGUUUGUUGUACAGCAGCCUGCAAACAACUCCAGCCACUGUGAUAGGAACUAGCACAGAAAAGAUUGAGAGCACUGUAAUGGCCACUAGUACAGGAGAAGAAAGAACUGAGGGUGCAUCGCAUUCUGAAAAGGAAAGUGAUGCUACAACCACUUGCUCAGAAGAAGAAAGUGAGGUGGCAUUAAUCUGCACAAGCAUAGAAGCUGAUGAAGGUUUCACAACAGGCGUAUGGGUAAAAAGUAGUGAGGGAGGCAGUUUCAUCACGGGAGCAGAUAUUGGUGAGUGUACAGUUGCAGCAGCAGAAGAAGGCGGUGGCAGUGUUGUCACUGAAGGGUUAGCAGAAAGUGAAAGUUUCCUAACAAGUACAAAAGAAGAAAAUGGUGAUUGUACUAUGGUUGAUGCAGAAGAAAGUGGUAAGGAUUCAGUCAAUGCAAGUGGGGCAGAAAUUGAAGAUAGUGUGAAUAGCGCUGGGACAGAAGAAAAAGAUGAUGCUGUGACUAGUGCGGGCUCUGAAGAAAAGCGAAAAACCUCAGCUUGUGGAGAUGCAAGCAAAUUUGAAAGUUCUGUGUCCUGCUUAGGUGAAGUGGAGAGCGAUGGCGCUGUAACUAGUGCGGGGACAGAAACAGGUGAAGGAUCAACAAGUGGUGACAGUACAGCAGAAUUUAGGGUCAGUAAGAGAGCUGGCCGAGUAAAAGAACAUGAAGGUACUGUAACUUGCACAGGUGCAGAAGAAAGAGGUCAUAACUUCAUUAUGUGCUCAGUGACUGGUACAGAUGCCCAAGGAGAAAACACUGUAAGCGGGGCAUGUGUUGCAGUGGUCACAAAUAAUGAUGCUACAACUGGAACUAAUGGUGACAAAUCUGAGGAUACAAUAAAUGGUGAAAGUGCAGUGACCAGCACAGGCAUAACUCCAGAAGAUGAUGCUGAAAUUUCAGCAGUCUGCACAGGACUAGAGGACAGCAAUGAAGGGUGUGCAGUUUCUUUAGAUGCUGAAAAAUGUGAAAGUCUAAUGGACAGCACAAGGACAAAAGAAGAAGGCAGUAUCGCUAUGGUUAGCAUUGGUUCAUGUGAUGAUGAAGGUUUUGUGACUAGUACAGGCUCAAAAGAAGAGGAUGAAGAAGAUGAGGGUGUUGUGACCAGUACUGGAAGAGGAAAUGAAGAAAUUGAGCAUGCUUCUACUUGCACAGGAAUGGAAAGUGAAAAUGCACUGAUCUGUAUAGGUGCAGAAGAAGGUGAAAGUUCCAUUAUCUGCAUAGUUGCUGAACAAAUGGAAGCUGAGUCAGGAGUGGCUGGCACAAAUGUAAAUAAGCUUAUGGUUGACAGUAUGACGGGUGCCGAGAAAGAAGCUAGUCAUGGCACAAACAGCAAAAAUGCCAAAGGAAUUGUUGAAAGUAGUGUAACCAGUGCAAGUGCUGCCGAUGAGGGUGCCAUGGCUGCACAUAUAGGAAAACUUGAAGGUACCCUCAUUCCCCUGGAUGCUGAAGAGUGUGAGGGCCCCAUGACUAGUGCUAUGGCACUGCAGGAUAAGGGUCAGCCUGGUGCUGAAGAAGGACAUGAGAUUGCCAUGACUUCUUUUGGUAGCAGGGAACCUGAUGGCUCUAUAAGUAGUGCCAUUCCAAAGGAAGAUGACAACUCUCUUAUUUCUCCUGACAGAGAGGAAAAAGUUAAAGGUGAUAUUAUUUCCACCAGUACAGUGGAAGAAAGUGAUGCUCCCUUACAUUCAGCCAUGGAUGCUGAGGAAGGUCCACUUGCUGUUACAAGAGCAAAUGAAAGUGGGGAAAGCUCUAUGGUCUUAGCAGACACCGAAGACACAGAGGUGCCCAUGCCCAGUACAGCUACAGAAUUUAAAGAGAGUGUGCAUGCUUCUAGCAGCAAGCAGGAGAAAGAUGAGUGCACAAUGAUUUCCACCAGCAUUGUGGAAGAAUUUGAGGCUCCUAUGUCAAGUGCCACUAUUGAAUAUGAUGGUCAGCUCCCCUCUGUGAAAACGGAAGAAAUAAGUGAGAAUACUAUGGUUUCUAUAGAUAUGGAAGUAUAUGAUGUUCCCAUGCCCAGUGCAUCCAGUGUGGGAGGAGAUGAUGAUGAUGAAAGUCGCCCAACUGCUAGCAGUAAAGAAGAAAAGGAUGAGUGUGCUAUGAUCUCCACAAGUGUUGUAGAAGAGCAAGUAAUCCUAAUGUCAGGUGAGACAGUUCUCUCAGAAGAGGCAGUUCAGCAUGUCUCAGACACAGAGUCAAAAAAUGAAACAGUAAUGAUCUCCACAAGUACAGAAGAAUGUUUUGAAGCUCCUGUGUCUAGUGUAGCUGUGCAAGAUGAAAAUAAACUCACUGCUUCAGAAACAGAAGGGAGGUACGAAGCUGCUAUGAUCACGACAAGUAUGACAGAAGAAUGUGAGAUAGUCCUGAUCAGUGCAGCACCACAAGCUGAAAGUCAGCUUCUUGUGGCAGGAGAUGAAGAGACCAUUCUCUCUCCAAAUGCAUCAGAGGAAUGCAAGAUCGUGGAGACCACUGCAACUGUAGAUGAAGAGUUUGGACUAGCUGCUUUCAAUACAGAUACAAAGAGUGAAGGUUCUGUGAUUUUUGUGGGAGAAUGCGGAGCUCCUAUGCUGAGGGUUGCCACCAACAGUGAAGAUCAACAUGCUGCUUCAAGUAUGGGAGAUAAAGAGGAAGGGGCAGUGAUCACUCUGAGCACAAUGGAAGAAUGUGAUAGUCUCUUCACCUUUACAGUCAUAGAAGAAAGUCAACUUGCUGCUGAGAGUACAGAAGUAAAAGACAAAAGUGAGGACAUUUUUAAUACUGCUAACCAAAUUGAAUGCAUCCUAUCAACCACAGGCCCAGAAAAAAGCAAUAAUUCCUUGCUUGUCAUUGGUAGAGAGAAUGAGGCCCCUGAGAGUGUUGUGCAGGAAGAAUCAGCAGCAUCUCAGACUGCUGUAGACAGUGAAGUCACAGAAACGGAUGAAAAUUCGGUGAACCUCAUGAGUGUAGAUGAAGCUCUUUGUGUGGAGAUCAGUACAGAGACUGCUGUGAGUGCAAGUCCUUCCUCAGAGACAAAUGAGGAUGACGAGCAAGCUGAAGAUGAGUUGCAGGCAGAUGUUACAUCAGAACUCUCUUGUAUGAUUUCAGAAGCAGCAGUAGAGAGUGAAACUCUACAGAAUGCAAACUGUAAAUUUAACUCAAAUUCGCUUUUAGAAAGUGACUUUUCUGAAACAAGGACUCCGCUGCCUAGGGCACAGGCGCUUUCCUUAGUUUCUGCAAGUGAAGUAACUGUAAAUAACAGCCAUGGUGAAGUGACUGUAGAAGCAGAAUUAGGGGAAAAAAAUGACUUGCCUGUGUUGCAUGUGGAAGAACUAUAUGGCAGUGAUGACAAAACGAACUUGGUCAAAAUAGAUGAGAUUGGGAUUGAAGUUACUUUUCAGAAAAGUAAUACAACACUUAAUUCAGGCAAUAAUGCAGCUUUACCAAAGUUGGCAGAAGAAGUAGAACUUGAAACUAACUUGAAAACUGAAGAGCCACAACAGCCUGAAAGUCCAAGGAAUGAAGAAGUAUAUGUGGAUCUUCAUAUUAAAGAGCUACAAAAAGUAGAUUUGCCACAGAGGAAUAUUGCUCUAGGAAGAGAAACUAUUCACGUGGAAAACGUGGAUACCAAGAUAACUGAAGAACAUAGAUCUAAAGGAAUACAAUGUAAAUCUUCAGGAACAGUAGAUAAAGAAAAAUGCAACCAGCCGAUUGCUCAGGAUGUGAGAAAAGAUGAUGAACAAAGUCAGUGUUCCAAAACAGAACCUAAUAACAUCAAGACAAUGCAGGAAGUUACUUCAGGUGAUACAGCAGAAGUGUCCAAAGAAAUUGAUGCAGCACAUACACUUCCUGGAAACGCUGUGGAAGUAAAAGAUAAAUCCAGCAUUGAGCAGGAAAUGUCUGAGAAGAUGAAGCGGGGUCUAGAAUCAAAUGAAAAUUCUGUAGAGGAAAAUCAACCUGUCAUAGUGAAACGGAAAAGAGGAAGACCUCGUAAAUACCCUCUCGAAGCUGCGCAGCCUGGUGGUGGGGAGUCAAAAGCUGAUAUGAGCAGUGGGAAUCAGUCUCCAGCCUUUGCAAGUAAAGGGAAAAGUCCUCAAACAGGUACAGACUUAUCAAAUAAGAAAGAAACAACAAAUGAAGAUGAAGCUGGGAAAGCAGAUAUGGCUGUGCGUAAAAGAGGGAGAAAGCCCAGGCGUUCUCUGGCUCAGUCAGAGGAAACUGAAACGCUGGAGCCAGAAAGAAAACGUCGGAAAUUAACAUCGUCUGAAGAGGAUGUAAGAGAGCAGGAGGAAGGGGAGGAAGAAGAGGAGGAGGAAGAUGAUGAAAUGCAUUCUGGGUCCACAACUAGACCAGCCACAAGAUUAGAGGCUCAAAGAAAGCAGCCCAGCAAGCCAACCACACGUGCAACUUCUAAAGGCAGCAGUCCAAGUUCAGUUUCUCCCAGAAAACAACAGAAGCUAGCAGCAAAAAAAAGAUCUCCAAGUGAUACAAAAAUUACUAAAUCUCCUCCAUUGACACAGUUAAAGGUGCAGCCUACUAAGCGUAAAAGGGAAGGCAGCCCAACAGUAGUACGGAGAAAAGGCCAGCAGAAGACAGAGGAGACACCAGUAAAGAAAGCUAAACGAUAAUCUUUACCAACUGGUACUCUUCGUGGAAGAGUCAAAAGGAAGAAAAAAAAAAUCUGUGCUUCUAUUUUUUUUAAAGCAAAGGGAUUUGCACGUGCUUAUUUCAGAGCUCUAAGUUAAUUGAUGCAGUACUUCUAAGUUACAUUUUAAACAGCUUUAUAAACUAUUGUUUAUACAGAAUAUUAUGUACAUUUAUUUCAAAUGAAAAAUAAGUUUACUUUGUAUCUGAAUGAAAAACAAAGUAGUUAUAUAUUUUAUCACUGACUUGGAAAGUUGGGGAUACCCAAUGUGACGUGCUAAUGCAGAUGCUUCCAACCCACGAGGCACCCUUGGCCUACUAAUACACUUUGUACAUAAACUUGUAAAAAUAGGUUGUAUUUUACUCUGUGUAUGAAUCUAAUCGAUUAUGGACAUUUUAUUUAUUAUAUGGAAAGCAUUGGUCUGUAAACUUUAGUAUAUACCUUAGGUUUUUUUAAUUAUAUAUUUUACAUUCUAUGCAGAUGUCAGUAGGAAACUUUCCCUCCACUCUCCUGGGGCUGUUUAAAACCUGAAGUUCUCUAAAAUAUGCUCAGACAGUUGGUAAAGUAUUUUUCUCGCAUGCAUUAAAGUAGUUUAGCAUAGAGAAAGGGAUUUGGCUCCUUUCGGUUCACAUUUGUGACAAAGUAUAAAACUUAAAAUGUAAUCUUACUGGAUUAUAUUUUCACUCGUGAAUUUACUACCAACCUCAAGAAAUAAAUUGUACUAGCUUAGAUUUAUUCAGUCAGCCAACUCUACCCUGAAACGAAACAGUUUUAUUUUGCAACUAAACACCUGUUCUUUCAGUAUUUGUCUCUUUCAACAAAGAAGAACCCAUUGAAAUCAAAUGUCACUUCUCCUAACGAUAGAGCUUCAGCAUUUUAUGUUACGUUUUAUACACAGGUAUUAAAAAUAGAACCUGGUAUUAUUGCCAGAAUCUUUUUUUAAUGUAUAUUAACUCUGGUAAGAGCAAAUGUUCAAGUGAAGUUGUAUAUAAAGUUAAACUUUUCUUAUGAUCAAAUGUGUCUCUUGUACUGAUGUGAUGAGUUGCCAAACAAUCUGAGAUUAUUUUAUGCGUUUUGUCUAUAAUUACAAAGGAUUCUGGGGGGUUGGAAUUUUCCUUUAUUUUUUUCUCUUUUGUGGGUUGUUUUUGUUUGUUUUUUUUGAACUUGUUGUAAGGCAGAUGUUUCCGUCAGAUAUUCUGCUUGGUUUCUUACUGAGAUUUUUAUAUAAAAAUUAUAAAAUGUUUGCCAAAAA